Messenger RNA from Clavispora lusitaniae ATCC 42720, 378 nucleotides. It is a transcript of the gene TPM2, whose product is annotated as tropomyosin. The record is from RefSeq and is a predicted model, not a curated record. Lineage: Eukaryota; Fungi; Ascomycota; Pichiomycetes; Serinales; Metschnikowiaceae.
AUGGAGAAGGACCACCAGAUUCAAUCUUUGACCAGAAAGAACCAGGUUUUGGAAGAAGAGGUGGAGAAGUUGGAGACAGACAUGACUGAAAUCAAAGAAACUGCCGAGCAAUCGCAUUCCUUGAAGACAUCCAAUGAGAACUACACCAAGAAGAACCAGGUCUUGGAAGAAGAGUUGGAAGAGGCCGACAAGAACUUGAAGGAAACCACAGCUAAGUUGAGAGAAACAGACAUCAAGGCGGAGCAGUUGGAAAGAAAGGUUGCCUCUUUGGAAUCUGAGAAGGACGACUGGGAGAAGAAGUACGAGGAGUUGUCCGAGAAGUACAGUGCUGCUAAGGCCGAGUUGGACGAGAUCAGCCAACAGUUAGAGGCUAUUUAA